AUUGUUUCAUCUAUCAGAUGUUGCUUGUUAGCUAUCCAAACGAAGUAAUCGAAGCUGUAGAAGUGGAAGGAGCAUGUCCGCCGAGGUUGAAGACAAAUAUCCAAGCUAUGCAAUUUUCUGUGGAUCUUUGGGUGCCGCAUCGGCUAUCGUUUUGUCAGCAAUGGGCGCUGCAUAUGGCACGGCGAUGUCAGGCAAAGGCAUUGCCGUAAUGGCCUUAACCAAGCCGGAGCUUAUUAUGAAGUCCAUCAUACCGGUGGUCAUGGCUGGCAUUAUAGCCAUCUAUGGACUGGUCGUAGCCGUCCUUAUUGCCGGCUCAAUUAGUGAUGAGUACACCAUACAAAAGGCACACGUUCAGCUGGGCGCCGGAUUAUGUGUCGGCUUCUCCGGGCUCUCUGCGGGCAUGGCCAUUGGCGUUGUUGGCGAUACCUGCGUGCGUGCAUCAGCCAGGCAGCCCCGCUUGUUUGUAGCCAUGGUGCUAAUGCUGAUCUUUGCCGAAGUGCUCGGCCUGUACGGCCUAAUUGUGGCCAUUUUCCUGUAUACCAAGCUGUAAGACUGUACCAAUAAAGCUAAUAAGAGCCACAAUUUUGUUGUA
Messenger RNA from Drosophila hydei, 592 nucleotides. RefSeq names its product V-type proton ATPase 16 kDa proteolipid subunit-like. Gene Ontology annotation, biological process: proton transmembrane transport. Gene Ontology annotation, cellular component: proton-transporting V-type ATPase, V0 domain. The record is from RefSeq and is a predicted model, not a curated record. The coding region runs from base 74 to 550 and encodes 158 amino acids. Gene Ontology annotation, molecular function: proton-transporting ATPase activity, rotational mechanism. NCBI's taxonomy places the organism in Eukaryota, Metazoa, Arthropoda, Insecta, Diptera, Drosophilidae. The transcript has a single exon.